GAGAAAUGAUCUAACCGUACACAAUUAGGAAACUCUCUCUUUCACGGUCGCCAUUAAUGGACGUUGAGCAAGUCAUGAAGCUCUUUGAUUCUUGCUGGUUUGAGCUUGAAAUCCUCAAGAAAGUACCGAAUCCGUCGGAUUCAUCAAGUUCUGAAGCAAACCCAGAUCACCAAAUUCAAGAAGGACCGUCAAAACGAGAGAUUUCACGCGUCCCAACCCUCCAUACCAGGUCCAUGAGCGACCAAUCGAGCUCCAAAACAAGCUUCAAAUCUGCUGCUCUGUCUCCGGUCUCGGUCCUCCUCACGGCCAAACUCCACACCAUCCAUUCCGGAAAAGAGGUGACAGAAUCGGAACCAGAGCAACCAAAGCCGACAGAUUUCGAAGUGUCAUCCAAGAAGAAGAUGACAAGGGAAAGAGGCGGAACCAAGAGCUUGUCUGACCUCGAAUUUGAGGAGCUAAAAGGGUUUAUGGAUCUGGGGUUUGUUUUCUCCGAUGAAGAUAGAAAUGAUUCAAACUUGGCUUCCAUCCUUCCUGGAUUGCAAAGAUUCGGAAAGAAAGAUGGGGAAGAAGAGGAGAUUGAUGAGUCUGCAAUCUCAAGGCCUUAUCUUUCUGAAGCUUGGGAGGUUUUUGAGAGGAGAAAGGCAGAGAAUCCAUUGAUGAAUUGGAGAAUUCCUGCUUUGAGCAGUGAGAUUAACAUCAAAGAUAGUCUAAGAUUGUGGGCUCAUACUGUUGCUUCCACCGUCAGAUGAGGAUGAAUCCAGUUGAAGCUGAAGAUCAAGCUACUUUUUCCAUUUUUCUUUUAUAAACUGUUGGAGAUAAUUGUUUUUGCUUGUUCCUUUUUGAGAGGAUUUUUUGGAUGAACAAGUUACCAUGUAUGAGUGAGUAUGCAUUCCCAAUAUACAAUUACAAUGUAUAGAAUUUUUUGUAUCAAUACAGUCAUUAUUUGUAUCAA
Molecule: messenger RNA, 952 nt
Organism: Corylus avellana
Lineage: Eukaryota; Viridiplantae; Streptophyta; Magnoliopsida; Fagales; Betulaceae
Source: RefSeq, a predicted model, not a curated record